CGGAGCUGCGGCAGCUGCACACACAUUCAAAGGCUCCUCUCCUCCUCCACCUCUUCCACACUGCAGCUCUCCUGGAUGGUGGAGCCAUUUGUGCUUUACAUUCUGCUGCAGUUGCUGCUAUUUUAUUUAUUUAAACACACAGGAUAACGGGACGUGAUACGGACAUUUUACGCUCCGGAUUUUACGCGUCUAUAUACGUCGAGCCGCGUCAAGAUGAUGCUGCACUGAGAAAGACGCAAAGGCUCCCCCCUGGUUUGAGCUCAUCCUGAGGCUGCAGUGCACGGAGGAGGUUAUUGCGGUAUAGCAAGGUUAAUAAUCACCGUCGAUAAAGGUCGUCUCUGCGAGCAAGGAAGCGACUCGAACAUCGCCCCUGUGCGGGGGGAUCGGCGGAGAGAUAAAGAUCCAUAAAAAAAUUAUGGCCAACCUACUGCGGAAGAUCGGUCUGAUCCGUCUGCACGACCGAGAUACAGAGGACCCAAAGCACCACCAGGGCUCGUUAAAGGGGACCAAGGGGAACCAGAAGAACAACGCCAACAAGCACUGUCAGACCGCCAACGAAGCCAACAUCCUGAGCACGCCCGAGAUCAAGGCGAGGAAGCUGGACCAGCACGGCAAGGACAAGCCGAGCGGCAAGGAUAAGCAGGGCAAGGAUGCGAAGGAGAAGCAGCAGACGGGGGGAGGCGGCAGCAAAGCGACCAGCGCCUCCUCGAUAGCACCGCUGGCGCCUCACCGGCAACACUGCACCCAGGUCCGGACGCGGCGGCUGAUGAAGGAGCUGCAGGAGAUCCGGAGGUUAGGGGACAACUUCAUCACGGUGGAGCUGGUGGAGGACAACCUGUACGACUGGAACGUCAAACUGCACCAAGUGGACAAGGACUCGGCGCUGUGGCAGGACAUGAAGGAGACGUGCACCGAGUUCAUACUGCUCAACGUCACCUUCCCCGACAAUUUCCCCUUCUCACCGCCGUUCAUGCGGGUCCUGACGCCCCGGUUGGAGAACGGCUACGUGCUGGACGGCGGGGCCAUAUGCAUGGAGCUGUUGACCCCCCGCGGAUGGUCCAGCGCCUACACGGUGGAGGCGGUCAUGAGGCAGUUUGCGGCCAGCCUCGUAAAAGGACAGGGACGUAUAUGUAGGAAAGCAGGAAAAUCCAAGAAAGCGUUCAGCCGUAAGGAAGCCGAGGCCACCUUCAAGUCCCUGGUGAAGACCCACGAGAAAUACGGCUGGGUGUCUCCGCCUGUGUCUGACGGCUGAGUGUUCAACUGCCGACCCCUUGACCCCGCGCUAGCCGGACAAACCCAGCUAGCUCUGACACACAAAACGACACACCACGCUAACUCAACAAUCUUUCAUCUUUACCUUUUGCUGUUUUACUAAAGAGCUUUUUUUCUCAGUUUCGUGGGUCUGUGUUGCUAUUCUUUGUUGUUUUUUUGUCGUUCCAUCACCACCAAAACUCUCAGAGAGGAGACACACCAUCAUCGUCGUCUCUGCUACACCAAGAAGUGACUUUCGUUACCCUCCUUCUCGCUCAGAGAGAUUUUUUCCCCCAAUUUGGAAAGGCCUGAGAGGGAAUUGUGCGUGUGUGUGUGUGUGUGUGUGUGUGUCACUCCAUCAGACAUCAGCUGGGAGUGUGUACAUGUGCAUUGGGGUGUGCGUUACUGUUGUUGGAUUUCUUGUUCUGUUGUUUUUCAGCGCACACCCAUGCACGUGCAGUCAGACAAAUCGAACUGUGUGGACUUUUCCACCCAUGAGAAAGACUACUAAAUGAAGGAGGUUCAUCCCCCUCUCCUCUCCUCUCACCAUCCCAUCCGUUCCUUCUCUUCCCCUUUUCUUUCGACUGUGCCGUUGCUCACAGUUCAAUGCAACAUGAAGAUUGUAAUUUACAUGGAGCUGUGCUCUCUCUCUCUCUCUGUCUAUUUCUUUAGCUAGCUCAUUCGCUUUGUUUCUCUUUCUUUCUCUGCGUCUCUUGUGGCUAAAUCUAGCGCUCACUGUUGCAUAUAUGGAUAUUGAUUUCCAAUGGAGGAAAUAAAGUCACAUGUUGCUUUAUGCAGAGACUAUGUAUGAUAAAGAAAAUGACAGUCAGUCACCUCUCUCUCUCUCUCUCUCUCUCUCUCUCUCUCUCUUUCUCUCUCUCUCUCUCUCUCUUUACUCUCAUGUUAUCGAGUGUGUGUGUGUAGGACAAGAAGAAAACUGUAAUUCCCAUGAUUUAGAUACCAGAUGGUACAGUUAAAUGUCAGGCCUAAGUUUGUGUGUGUGUGUGUGUGUGUGUGUGUGUGUGUGUGUGUGUGUUUAAACUUAAAAAUAUGAUUUACUGUGAAUAACACUAAGGCCUAAAAGGAGUGCUUUUUUUUUUUUGAAUGACUUGUCGACGUCUUGUUCCACUGUUGAAGUCCGCUCCCGAAUAUUACUACUGUACACGUGUGUGUGGUUGUGAGCGAAUAUCUACGUGCACGUACCUUCAUUUUGGAUCCAUGUAAAGAACUUAAGGUCAGUAGAAAAUAGGCUUUAGCAGGGCUUCAGUUGCGCACACACAUACACACAUUUUCGCACAGGCAUGUUGCUUCCACCUGUGGCCUUAUGGCAGCGGUAACACCUAGAAAUGAAGACGGGGGGAGCUUGAGUGCUGCCAUGGAUGCAGCAGUACUUUAAUUGAGUGUACACUUCACUGCCCACCUGAUUGAUGUCUGCUGAAAAAGAGGCAAAAUUUGAGAGGAGGGAAUUGUGGGAGUUUUGAUCACUGCUUCUCGGAAAUGUCAAGCAGCUCGCAAAAUGGCCAAAGACAAUUAUUAUUAGCUCUACCUGCUGCGAUUACUUCGGGGACACACUGCUCCUGAGUUCCAACCUAUAAAAGGACUUCAUAAAUAUCUUAUAUCAAGUCUGUGGCUGCAGCGAUGUCAGUUUCAAUCAAUCGGGCGCCUUCUACUCACAGACUGUCUGUCCAUCCAGUCCAGCAGGCUCCUUGUGUGUUUGUUUUGCUGUCUGACAGUUAAAUGUCAGAGGGAAAGCUGCUAAUUGGUCUGACAUUUCAGGGGAGCGUCGUUAGAGAAGAGCAGCGAGAGCAGAAGGACGGAUGAUGUCAAACCUCCUGCUCGGCAAUGACAUUUAGUCACUUUCCGCUCCUGCCCUGUUUCUUUGGAGGAAGUAGGAGAGGGCAGAAUGUGGGUUAGGCGAGACAGGGGUAGAGUAGGAGUUCAGCUUUCCGCAGGUACAACCGUCAUGUCACCAGGAUGUUUAAACCGCUGAACUGAAGCCAAGCCUGCGCUGCCAGCACGCCAUGCUCAGAUCGGGCUACGCUGCCUCUCAAAGUCCCCCUUGUGUCACGUCUGUGAUCGAUAACAAAUGUCUGUCUGUGUGUGAGUGCAUGUGUGAGCAAAUAUGUGCAUUACGCUCCAACCACGAUGAAAAAAAGAAAAAAAACCACACACCAUCUGGUAUGUUAUCAUGUGUGAAAGCGUUAGUCCUCUUUGAAUUUGGCUAGUCAUUUCAGGGUCGAUCGUAUAGUGAUCUCUCAGCUCGUCAGCGGAGAAAACUGUAAACUGAAUUAUUAUUAAGACAAAAUAUCUCAAAAGCUCAGUGUUUGCUGGUUUCAAGAGAAUAAUUUUGUGAUAUAGUUUAGAUAGGUAGUUUGCAGACACUAACUGGGUGAACUGAUUAUGUUGUAUUAUAUCUGCAUGUGCUAUGUGAUUGGUAGCUAGCUACUGUAUAUCUUUUUUCAAGAAAAGCAAGAAGAAAUAUGGUGAAAAAACAAAUGCAAAUGCUUUUCUUUUCUUGGGCUAUUUUUUGGGGGGUUCUGUACUGUAUGUAUUUUUUUUUCUUUCUAAGCGUCCUAAAAAUGUCACAUUGUGUUAUGAAUGUUUGUGUUUUAAUUUAUUUGUGGUUUGCCAAAAUGAAGAUUUGAAGCAUGUUGCAGGUAUUGUCACAAGAAAACAAGAAGAAAAAAAAACGUACUAUGAAUGAUAGCCUUUGUAUUUUGUGUGAUGGGGGAAGGUACGUUUAUUUUGGGGGGAUUUGGGGGAGUUAAGAAGGACAAAAGGUUGCAAAGCCUCAAAAUUUUAAAAGGAGUAUUUCCUUCACUGGGACUGCAUUAAAGAGGAAUCAAGACAAUUCCUAUGCUUCCUUGAAUACUUCCCAGGCCCCUCCAUGAUGUCACUACUGUCUCAUCCCCAUUGGUCCUGCUGUAGACAGUGCUGUGUUAUGCAGUCAACACAAAGAUCUGGACUUAAAAUUCCCCUGCAGUCUCACAUCUGGGAUCAGUGUGACCUCCCUAUGCUUCAAAUCUAGUUAAGGGAAUCUGACCUUUGAUCAGUAAUUCUGGGCAACGUCGUCCCACUACUGACCCACUACUGAGUGAUUGGUCAAGACAGAGGUCUUAAAAGUUCCGAAGGUGAAAGGUCGUUGCAAGACCAAACAGGAAUGUGCAAUAAAAGUUACA
Messenger RNA from Paralichthys olivaceus (Japanese flounder), 4430 nucleotides. RefSeq names its product ubiquitin conjugating enzyme E2 QL1 (gene ube2ql1). Lineage: Eukaryota; Metazoa; Chordata; Actinopteri; Pleuronectiformes; Paralichthyidae. The record is from RefSeq and is a predicted model, not a curated record.